Quercus robur (English oak) is the source of this 1375-nucleotide messenger RNA. RefSeq names its product GDSL esterase/lipase At1g71250. Bases 137 to 1264 code for a protein of 375 amino acids. Gene Ontology annotation, molecular function: hydrolase activity, acting on ester bonds. Lineage: Eukaryota; Viridiplantae; Streptophyta; Magnoliopsida; Fagales; Fagaceae. The transcript is spliced from 5 exons. The record is from RefSeq and is a predicted model, not a curated record.
AUCUACUUAGCCGUUUCAAAAUGGAAAAUCACCUCCCCUAGUUCUAAGUCUCACCGCCACCUACCUUUUAUAUAUACAUGCAUCUUCGAUCAGAGUCUGUAUUAUUAUUAUUCCUUUUCAUCAUCUGGAAAUAAUAAUGAAGCAACAAGUAGAGAAAAUGGUUAAAAUUUCCAAUCUAAUGCUGUGGCUGUGGGUCACCGCCACUAUGACGAUGCAGUGCUCAAAUGGGGCAGCUGUCGCGCCACGACAGGUUGCAGCUUUGUUUGUGUUCGGAGAUUCCUUGGUUGAUGUUGGUAACAACAACUUCCUUAGCUCCUUAGCUAAGGCCAAUUACUAUCCAUAUGGCAUUGAUUUCACUGCUGGCCCUUCUGGGAGAUUUACCAAUGGCGAAACCUUUGUUGAUAUGCUUGGGAGGAUGUUGGGGAUUCCAUAUCUUCCAGCUUUCGCAGAUCCCACCACAUUUGGUACCCGAGUUCUUAACGGAGUUAAUUAUGCUUCAGCAGCUGCUGGCAUCCUUGAUGAGACCGGCCGACACUAUGGACAACGGUACAGUCUGAGCCAGCAAGUGGUGAAUUUUCAGUCCAUCACAUUAAAUCAAUUAAGAACAAUAAUGAAUGGGACGAACCUGAGCCAAUAUCUAGCAAAAUCGAUAGCAAUAUUGGUGUUUGGAAGCAAUGACUACCUCAACAACUACCUCUUGCCAUCCCUCUAUUCUUCCAGCUACAUCUAUAGCCCCCCAGAUUAUGCAAACCUUCUACUCAAUCGCUAUACCCGCCAAAUUUUGGCAUUGUACAGUAUGGGAUUAAGGAAGUUCUUAUUAACAGGAGUAGGACCGCUUGGUUGCAUCCCAUACGAGAGAGCUAGUGGUCAAGCCCAGCCAGGAAGGUGUGUGGAUUAUGUGAAUCAAAUUCUUGGUAACUUCAAUGAAGGGCUUAGAUCGCUGGUCACUCAGCUCAACACCAACCACCCUGGUGCAAUGUUUCUUUAUGGCAAUACUUAUGCUGCUUUUGGAGACAUCAUUAACAGCCCUGCCACUUACGGGUUCAGCGUGGCUGACAAGGCUUGUUGUGGAAUUGGGGGGAGCUACUUGGGACAAAUAACGUGUCUACCAUUUCAAAUGCCAUGCCUAAAUAGGAGCCAGUAUGUGUUUUGGGAUGCUUUCCAUCCCGGAGAAGUUGCUAAUGCCAACCUUGCUUGGAGGGCUUUCUCCGGUUCGCCCACUGAUUGUUACCCAAUCAAUGUUCAACAAAUGGCUCUCCUCUGAUCUCAAAUACUAUUAUUAAUUCUUGUAUUAUGUCAUGUCAUGUCAUGUGUGAGUUCGUGUGACUCAUGAGUUCUUGUCUGCUACAGUAUGUAUGUGAGCUUGAGCUAUAGC